AUGAAUAACGUGGAGUGGACGAUAGCGGAAAUGUUGAAUCAUCCAGAUAUUCUUGAGAAGGCUACAAAUGAGCUGAACAUGGUAGUUGGCAGCCAAAUUUAUGUGAGCCGGCUAGGACUUGGUCGGAACCCUAAGAUAUGGGAUGAGCCUGAGGUAUUCAAGCCAGAAAGACAUCUUUAUGACCGUGCUAGAGGCUCAAUGGGAGUAACUCUGAUGGAACCCGACAUGAGGUUCGUGAUAUUUAGCACUGGCCGGCGUGCCUGCGCAGGAACUAAGAUUGGGGCAUCUAUGACUAUCAUGUUACUAGCCAGGCUUCUCCAGGGGUUCGAUUGGACUCUUCCUCCUGGUACAAGCCAAAUAGAUCUCGUGCCAGCGGAGAGCAAUAUGUUUAUGGCCAAACCUCUAGUCGCAUCUGUGAACCCCAAGUUGGCUCCUCAUUUAUAUCCGAAAAUGCAGAUCUGA
Messenger RNA from Raphanus sativus (radish), 462 nucleotides. Its product is annotated as dihomomethionine N-hydroxylase-like. Gene Ontology annotation, molecular function: heme binding; iron ion binding; monooxygenase activity. Bases 1 to 462 code for a protein of 153 amino acids. Lineage: Eukaryota; Viridiplantae; Streptophyta; Magnoliopsida; Brassicales; Brassicaceae. The record is from RefSeq and is a predicted model, not a curated record. The transcript is spliced from 2 exons.